AUGGAAUAUUCAAAUUAUGUUGCAAAUGUUUUUGAGGGAGAAAAAAAGAACUGCAAGAAAAAAAAAUUCCGGAAAAGCAAAACUAGAAAUAAAAAGCUGAAACGGAAAUAA
This is a messenger RNA of Caenorhabditis briggsae, 111 nucleotides long. The record is from RefSeq and is a predicted model, not a curated record. The coding region runs from base 1 to 111 and encodes 36 amino acids. NCBI's taxonomy places the organism in Eukaryota, Metazoa, Nematoda, Chromadorea, Rhabditida, Rhabditidae. The transcript has a single exon.